Quercus robur (English oak) is the source of this 2602-nucleotide messenger RNA. RefSeq lists its product as uncharacterized. The record is from RefSeq and is a predicted model, not a curated record. NCBI's taxonomy places the organism in Eukaryota, Viridiplantae, Streptophyta, Magnoliopsida, Fagales, Fagaceae. The transcript is spliced from 6 exons. Bases 152 to 2518 code for a protein of 788 amino acids.
AAAAAAAAAAAAUUACAUAGCCAUAGGAUAUUUAGGAAUAGGAAUUUUGGCAUGAGAAGGUAAACUGUGAAACAAAGAAAAGAACGGAGGCGGAGAAGAAGUCUUACUACUGUUCCGUCCUUUUUCUCCAUCGCAUUCUCAGGAACAAGGAAUGUAUCAUAAAGUAUAUGAGACUCGUAGUUACAAUGCUAAGGACAAGGUAAAAUACAUGGCAUGGACGAGUGAGAUGGACCGUUGCCUUACUGAGAUUCUUGUUGAGGAAGUGAAAAAGGGAAACAAGAUAGACAGCACUUUGAAGCCUGCAGCAUACAGAGCAGCACUUACAGCCUUAAAUGAAAAUUUUGGCCUUGAUUUGACAAAAGAACAUAUUAGAAAUCGGCUAAAAACAUGGAGGAAGCAAUUUGGGAUCUUAAAGGAACUCCUUGCUCAUAAGGGAUUUAAGUGGGAUGAGACACGAAAGAUGGUUAUUGCAGAUAAUUCUGUCUGGAAUGACUACAGCAAGGCUCAUCCUGAUGCCAAGCAGUUCCGUGCAAAGUUCAUUGAAAAUUAUGAUGAAUUGUGUAUUAUUAUUGGCAAUGAUCAAGCAAUGGAAAGCAUUUCUGAUAGUGAUACUGAAAUUAAUGAGGACUUGACAGUCGGUAGGGAGGGUGUGGAUGCAGGCAUUGUGUCUGAGAUUCAGAGUGAUGACAGGCAUACAAAAAACUUAAGGUGGACAGAAGAAAUGGAUCGUUGCCUUGGUAAGAUUCUUGUGGAACAAGUGAAUAAGGGGCAUAAAAUAGAUAAAAUUCUACAGCGGGAAGCAUACGAUGCUGCUGUUUUGGCUUUAAAUGAAAGAUUUGGGCCUGAUUUGACAAAAGAACACAUUAGAAAUCGCCUGAGAACUUGGAGGAAGCAGUAUUUGAUCUUGAAGGAACUCCUUUCUCAUAGUGGUUUCAAAUGGGAUGCAAUGCAGAAGAUGAUCAUUGCAAGUGAUUCAGUAUGGGAUGACUAUGUCAAGACUCACCCUGAUGCCAGGACUUUCCGCAAUCGAUUUAUUCAAAACUAUGAUCAGUUGUUCAUUAUCUUUGGUGAUUCUCAUGAGGCUGCAGAGCCUGUUGAUGUUAUUGAUGUCUCCCCUGUUCGAUGCGGUGGAAAGGCAAAAGAUCUAGGGAAGAACGUGAGGUGGACAUUUGAAAUGGAUCGCUGCCUUGGCAAAGUUCUUGUUGAGCAAGUGAUACUUGGAAAUAAAAAUAGAUUAGAUAAUAAAUUCAAACCUGCCGCAUAUGAAGCGGCUGUAUUGGCUAUAAAGGAACGAUUUCAUCUUGACUUGACAAAGGAUCAUGUUAGGAACCGUCUCAAAACAUGGAAGAAACAGUAUGAUAUUUUGCAAGAACUCCUGGAUCAGAGGGACUUUGAAUGGGAUGAGAGACGGAAGAUGGUAAUUGCAAACGACUCAGCUUGGAAUGAAUAUAUCAAGAUAAACCCUGAUGCUAGGACUGUUCAAGGACGAGUCAUCAACAACUAUGAGGAGUUGUGUGUUAUUAUUGGUUGCAAUGAUCCACCUGAAAGCUCAGUAAAUUUAGCUGAGAAUAAUUUGGAUUUAAUUGCUGAGAAUGAAGCAGUAGUUGCUGAGGAAACGUACUAUAAUGAGGUUGACAAUGCAAAAGAUAAAGGAAAGUACAUAUCUUGGACAGAUGAGAUGGAUCGAUGCUUAACUCAGUUGCUAGUCCAGCAAGUGAUGUUGGGAAAUAAGCUUGAUAAAAAUUUUAAGCCUGUAGCUUAUAUGGCUGCUCUUACAGUUCUCAAUGAGAAGUUUGGGUUGGACUUGACAAAGGAAAACAUAAGAAACCGGUUGAAGACAUGGAAGAAACAGUAUGGACUUGUUAAGGAACUCCUAUCCCAUGGUGGGUUUGAGUGGGAUGAGAGAUAUAAGAUGGUUGUUGCUACUGACUCUGAUUGGAAUGAAUACAUAAAGAGGUAUCCGGAUGCAAGGCAAUUGCGAGCCAGGUCUAUUGAAAAUUAUGAUGACUUACGAAUAAUAGUUGGCAAUGAGGCACCAAAUGGACAUUGGUUUGAAGCUGGUGCCACACUUAGACUUGAAGGCAAUUCUUCUUUCAACGAUGAAGAGCACGUUGAAACCCCGGUACAGAUGUUUGCUAAUGAAGAAAUGUCACAUGAAGAUACUAGUGAUGGCAUGCAAGGUUCAUCUCAGCAGACAAGAGCUAGGCCUUCUUCAUCAUCUCAUUCCAAACGGCUGUUGAAGAGGAGACGUUCAAGUGAUGUUAUGUUAAAAAUGAUGAGUGCCAUGGCUGCAGAUAUUGGUAGAAUAGCCGAUGCAUUGACGGAAAAUAAUAAGACCGUGUGCUUGGAUGAACUGUUUGAAAUGGUACAAACAAUACCUGGCUUUGAUGACGAUCUUAUUAUUGAGGCAUGUGAAUAUCUUUCUUUUGAUGAGAGGAGGGCGAUGAUGUUCAUGAAGUUGAAUGAGAGGUUAAGAAAAAAGUGGUUAUUAAAACGUUUGCGUGGUCAGGGUAAUUAGAAUGCCUUGUUAAUUUUGUCGAUAUAUAGUUCUCAUUUUGUGAAUGGGUUGAACAUGAAUAAAAUAUUCAUUUUUCCUAUCGUA